Lucilia cuprina (Australian sheep blowfly) is the source of this 1106-nucleotide messenger RNA. Its product is annotated as C-type mannose receptor 2-like. NCBI's taxonomy places the organism in Eukaryota, Metazoa, Arthropoda, Insecta, Diptera, Calliphoridae. The record is from RefSeq and is a predicted model, not a curated record. The transcript is spliced from 5 exons. Bases 61 to 1104 code for a protein of 347 amino acids.
AAUCUUAUAAAUUUGUAUGGAAAUGUAAAAAUUUUAUUAUUUUCUUGUUUGGACAUCAACAUGAAACAACAAAUUUUGCUUUUGCUCGCCUUUUUAGCGUGCAGUGUUUUUGCCCAAAAUCCAGAACGUUUGUUUAAAUCAUCGAAAAAUAAUGAAUUUUUUAUAAUGCCGGCAAAAAAAUACACUUGGCAAGAGGCUUUGAAAGAGUGCGAGAGUCGUGAUAUGGAUUUAUUGACCAUAGAAACUGAGGAUAAAGCUAAAGAGAUUAAGGAACUGUUGCAAAAAGUCUUUUCAGGCAAACCAAUACCACGUUUUUAUGUGGGCGCUAAUGAUCUGGAAAAUUAUCGUGAAUUUAUGUGGAUUUCCUCUACUGUAAGUGGUCCCUUUACCUAUACCAACUGGGAGCAGAGUGAACCGAAUAAUUAUCAAAAUCAAAAUGAACGUUGUGUUAAUAUUGGUUUUCAUGGUAACGAUCAGUGGAAUGAUGUUAAUUGUGAUCGCAAAUAUGGUUUCAUUUGCCAGGAAAGAUGGGAAACGGGAAGUUUGAUUUUUUCUUUAGUUUUACGCGUACCAUACAACAUGAAACAACCUAUAAAUCUAGUGCUAAUCGUAAUUUUAGCAUAUUUUUGCUCUUCAGCAUAUAGUGCUGCUGCUGCAAAAUUACUCUUUAAAUCGGAUGAAAAAAAUGAGUAUUAUAUACAACCGGCUCAAAAGUUUACUUGGGCCCAAGCUUUACAAGAAUGUGAUAAGCAGACAAUGGAUCUAUUAACCAUAGAAGAUGCUAAAAAAGCUUUAGAGAUUGAGAAUUUGUUAAAGAAAGUAUUUUCAAAAAAACCCAUACCCCGUUUCUAUUUGGGUGCCCAUGAUCAAGAAGAAUUUCGUGCAUUUAAUUGGAUUACGAAAGAUGCCACAAAACCCUUUACCUAUACAAAUUGGGAAUCAACAGAACCGAAUAAUUAUAAAAAAUUAAAUGAACGUUGUGUUCAUUUGGGUUUUCAUGGUUCACUACAAUGGAAUGAUAUUAAUUGUGAACGUAAAUAUGGUUUUAUAUGUCAGGAGAGAACAGAUUUUGAGAGUUUAUUAGAGGUUAUUGAAAGGGCUUAAAU